This is a messenger RNA of Penaeus monodon (black tiger shrimp), 1366 nucleotides long. RefSeq names its product DNA repair protein XRCC2-like (gene Xrcc2). Gene Ontology annotation, biological process: double-strand break repair via homologous recombination; DNA strand invasion. The transcript has 3 exons. Gene Ontology annotation, molecular function: four-way junction DNA binding. Gene Ontology annotation, cellular component: Rad51B-Rad51C-Rad51D-XRCC2 complex; centrosome; replication fork. The coding region runs from base 108 to 1262 and encodes 384 amino acids. Lineage: Eukaryota; Metazoa; Arthropoda; Malacostraca; Decapoda; Penaeidae. The record is from RefSeq and is a predicted model, not a curated record.
UCCGUUUUCUGUAACAACUUUUGAGUACACUUCAUUCAAAUUCUGCAGUUUAUUAUUUUUCUUUUCUGAACUGAUUUGGGUUUCUGUGGAGGGAUUUACACCACAAAAUGAGUUAUAUGCAAGGAAGAUCUAACACUGAGAAUAGAUUAAAUCUUGGUGCUAACUACAGUCCCGGGACAAUGAAGAUUCCCGAGAGCGAGUCUGGUCUAGCCCUCUUAGCCAGACUCGGUACUCGACCAAGCCUGAAGAACAUAGACUCUCAGUUUUUUCCCACUGGCCUGGACCCUUGUGACGUUGUGGAAGUCAUUGGUAACAGAGGGUCAGGCAAGUCAUCGUUCAUCUCUCAUCUGAUUCUGAAUUCCCUGAUGCCUGAAGCCUGGUGUGGGAUUAAGCUGGGAGGCAGCAGCUGUGGGGUGGUAUACAUUGAUGCUGAUUUACACUUCAGUAUCUUACAUAUGGAAAAUAUGUUGCAGAGAAGGAUUAAGAAAAUGGUUAAAAGUGCUAGGGCAGAGCUGAAGGGAUUGGGUGAAAGGAAGACUACUGGCAGUUUGGUUUGCAGUCCCAAAACAUUCCAAGAUUUUCUGCAUUCAGGGAGAAGGCAACAAGAAAGUGAAAUCAACAAAUUAACAAGGGACUGCUUGAAACACCUUCUCUACUUGAAGUGCACAGACAGUUUUCAGUUUACCAUCACAUUGCUUUCACUCAAUGAACUCACACAAAACAGAGAUAAUAUAUCUCUUGUUGUCAUAGACAGUAUCUCGGCCUUUUAUUGGUAUGACCGUACCUAUAAGGCAGGAACUUGGUACAAGCUGGAGCAACACUACAACCGGAUAUUCAAGGCCUUUCUUGGCCACAUCAGAAAACACAAGCUAGUCCUCCUCACCAGCCGCCAGACCCUCUUCCAAAGGAGGUCGUUGAAAGAAGAGCGCAAAACCAGCAACCAAAAUGAGGAUAUAGAAGAUUUUGAUGCCACAGACUAUGAGUACCUAGGCCGAGAGUGGGCCAGUGGAGUGACGCACCGUAUUUACUUAUCAAUUGACACUGUGGGAGAAACUUCAAAUACAAACCUUCCUCAAGAACAACAAGUGCAUGAUGUGCAAGAUUCAAUGUGCCAAGGUGAGGAAUCUUUCAGCAUCAUGGAUAAAUCUGCUAAAGAAAGAACAACGUAUGUGGCUGAAGUGAACGGAAAAAAUAACAUGAAAAAUAAAUUCUCUUUUACCAUACAUGAAGAUGGUAUCAGACAUUUGGUUGUGAAAGAUUAAAGUGAUUUUUCAGAAUUGUAUUUUUUAGAUUUCUGGUCAUGGGGUUCAAGGACUGUUUAAAUUUUUUGCUUUCUAGGAAGUUGAUACAAAUUUUUGUACAUCUU